CGUUCCUACAGCGUAGGCUGCGCUGACCAAAUGGAAAACCCGGGCCCCAUCCAAAAGGAGACGGAGCUGCACAUCAUCGAGCCGGAAGCCCAGGAGCAGAGCGCUCAGAGGCUGGAGGAGUUCAGACGCCUGGCUGCUGAGGUCCAAGCACUGGAGAAGACGUCCAAGGACAACGCAAAUGAAAAUCAGCCUCAAAACCUCACGCAGAACCAGGCCCACCAAAAGUCUGUUGGCAUAGUUACUGAUCAAAAUAUGAAUAAUCUUCCAGCCACCCAAAGAAAGCCAGAGAAGGAACGCCGUUUUCAGGACGCAGCGGUGUCUACAGAGCGCCUGGAAAUCCGGAGCGCUGCAGUUGGCGUCACCGAGGCCAUGCUGGGCACGAGCAGCGAAGCUGAGAAAGAGAUCGAGCUCCAGCAGCAGACCAUCGAGUCCCUGAAGGAGAAGAUCUACCGCCUGGAGGUGCAGCUCAAAGAAACCACUCAUCAGAUGGAGAUGGGCAAGCUGAAACUGGAGCUCCAAGCUGCCGGUGGCUCGAACAAGAAAAAAGCAGACAAAGGUUCGAUGGUGAAGCCGGAGAUGUACAGCGCCUGUGUGGAGGCGAAAGUCCAGACACGCAGCCAGGGAGUGGGCGAACAUCUGGACUUCAGCCAUGUUAGCGCUGCGAAAAGUCCACAGACUCUGACGAGAGGAGUGUCCUGUCAGCCUUCUGUGCACAGCGUCGCCACAGGACCGGAUAUCCCCAUGCACCGGUGGGUGGUGCACGAGCAGGUGGAGGUGUCUGACCAGUGUGUAGGACGGCACGUGGAGACGUGCCAUCGGCAGGUAGGCGUAGAGCUCAGCGUUUGUGAGGUGGGAGUGAACACGGAGGAGCUGGUGGACAGCUUGACCCUCGGUGAACCCGCGAUGGAAGCCAGCAGAGAGCAGAGAUCGGUCGGCUGUGGAGACUGUUCGGUGGACGUGAUCGUCAGUCCCAUCAAGACGCUGGUGUCGCAAGGAACUGAGACUGACCGGGUCAGUCAAGUGGACUCUGGAGUCACGGCGGCGCCUGAGUUACUGACUCAGGCGACCAGCACCGAGGCAGCAGUUGCACACAAAUCCAUGAACACGAAGCACGCCGUCCUCUCAGACUCGUUCACGCACAUGGAGUCGGUUACAUCAGAUAAACAAACCAACACGGUGGUCACAGAAACCCGGACCGUCGCUGCCGGAGAAGGACUCGUCAAAGACGUUCACGCAACGGCAAAGAUGCGUUCGGUUGUCGGCUCUGGUUCACGAUGUUCUGCGUCUCCUGCAGGGCAGAGCACCCUGAAAUCCAUCAUGAAGAAGAAAGACGGCCGAGCCGACUCCAACGGCACGAAGAAGAACCUGCAGUUCGUCGGCGUGAACGGAGGGUGCCUUCUGGAAGUUUUGACCUGUCUGUGUUGGUGUGUUUCAGACGUGUGUAAUGUGAACCAGCAGAACAAGGCGGGAUACACCCCCAUCAUGCUCGCCGCGCUCGCAGCCGUGGAGACGCCCAGGGACAUGCGUAUUGUGGAGGAGCUCUUCGGCAAGGGUGACGUCAACGCACGCGCCAGUCAGGUCAGUGAGAGGAGGUCAAAAGGUCGCAGCAGUAAUGCGAAGGUCAUGACGGCCAGACGAGAGCAGAGUCGCAAAAGCAGAAAUCAAACGUGCACAAUGAACGGAGCAGAAACGGCAAAGUUACUGAAAAAAUCAGAAAUGCACAAAUGAAACUAAACAUGAGUCGAUGAACGACUGCCUGCAAAAGUUUAGACAGUUUAGUUUAAAGUGGGAAAAACUGCACUGUAGUGACACCGUGUGGUGGAGAAAGGUAAAGGCCUGGAUUUUUAAAAGUGAGACAAAUUUAACAGUUUGUGGAAAAACUGAACAUUUGAUCUGGAGUCGUGUUUGGGAACGAUGCAGCGGGAACACGAUCCGUGGUUCCAGACAAAGUUUCUUAGAGCUGUUGGAGAGGUUUUGACCUGGUGCCACUCGGUGUGUUUGUGGCACAAUAUGUGCCGUGAUGAACACAAGCCAACGUUAAACUGCCUCUAUGGGAGUUUUCAAACAUUAUGUUGAAAUAUAGAAAAGGAUCAGUAUGAGUCAGUGGUAAAGGCUGGACUCCCAUGGUAUGUCAUGUACUGGUGACCUCUGACAUCAGAAGAAAGAAGAAAUUAUGUUCUAAGGACUGAAUGCCUAUG
Molecule: messenger RNA, 2198 nt
Organism: Neolamprologus brichardi
Lineage: Eukaryota; Metazoa; Chordata; Actinopteri; Cichliformes; Cichlidae
Source: RefSeq, a predicted model, not a curated record